Molecule: messenger RNA, 586 nt
Organism: Cercopithifilaria johnstoni
Lineage: Eukaryota; Metazoa; Nematoda; Chromadorea; Rhabditida; Onchocercidae
Source: the annotation of a GenBank genome assembly
GGCUCUGAGUGAAUUCGAUCGAGGCAUUGCGCUUUUGAAUGAUUGCAAAUAUGGUCACUCAUGCACAGGCAAUACUAUGACGUUGUCUUUGCUUCGAGCAAGUAAAAUUCCAGAUGAUACUGCUGAUUUGGGAGAACACAGAUUUUCGUAUGCACUGUAUCCUUUCAUCGGCUCAAUGCAGCGGCCUUGUAAUGACUUGAAUUUGAGCGUCAUGAGAGCGGCUUAUGAAUUUAAUAAUCCUACUCGUUUUGUUAAUGGUUGGCAUGGUAAAAACAAACUUUCAUCUUUUCUGAAAAUCGACGGAAGUGAAGGUAUUGUUAUUGAUACUGUGAAGCCAGCUGAAGAUGAUAUCAAUACAUUGGUCAUCCGCUUAUUUGAAUCAUUUGGCGGCGGUGUUAGUGUAAAACUUAUAAUUAACCAUAGUCGUAUUGUUUCCAUUGAUUUGGGUGAUGGUCUAGAAAGGACAAUCUGUCCUUUAUCUAUUGAAACUAAUUCUUCAACACAGAAUCAAUAUGAAGGUUUUGUUAAUUUAGAUUUUCGCGCUUUCGAGAUAAAAACUUUAUUGCUAAGACUGCUUACGCUGUGA